Messenger RNA from Aspergillus homomorphus CBS 101889, 1101 nucleotides. RefSeq lists its product as uncharacterized. The transcript is spliced from 4 exons. Lineage: Eukaryota; Fungi; Ascomycota; Eurotiomycetes; Eurotiales; Aspergillaceae. The record is from RefSeq and is a predicted model, not a curated record. Gene Ontology annotation, molecular function: arylformamidase activity. Bases 1 to 960 code for a protein of 319 amino acids.
AUGAGCAGCAUCCCCUUCGAAUCCCUCCCGCUGGACCCGACGGGCUCGCCCGGCAACGCCUGGGGCCGCUUCGGCCGCGACGACCAGCUGGGCACCUUGAAUCUCCUGACCCCGGAAGUGAUCGUGGAAGCAGCCAAGGAGAUCCGGACGGGGGUGCGCAUCUCGCUCGACUGGCCCCUGAGCAUGCCCACUUACCCCAGCUUCGAGCGCGACCCGUUCCAGCAGCAGAUCGUGCACCGGCGGCCCAACUGCAUCAACGAUGAUAUCCUCACCUUUAAUACGCAGGGGUCGACCCAGUGGGAUGGUUUCCGACAUUACGCGCACCAGCAAUCCAAGCGUUUCUACAACGGCCAUACGCAGGAAGAGAUUGAGUCCUCGGAUGUCCUCGGCUUACACGUGGUCACCGAAGCGGGCGGCAUCACGGGCCGCGGCAUUCUGCUCGACUACGCUGGCUGGGCGGACGAGCACGACAUCGCGUUGUCGCCGCUGACGUCGAGCAGCAUCCCCAUCGCGCACCUGACGCAGCUCAUGCACGACCACGCCAUCCGCCCGCGCCCCGCCGACAUCCUUUUCAUCCGCAGCGGGUUCACGCGCGCCUACCACGCCCUCUCCGACGCCGACCGCCACGCCCUCGCCCGCCGACCCUCGCCGGACUUUAUCGGCCUCGAGGCCUCUGAGGCUGCCGUGCGCUGGCUGUGGGAGCACCAGUUCGCCGCCGUGGCGGGCGAUGCGCCAAGCUUCGAGCGCGCCCCCAUCCGCGGCGCCCACGCCGACAAGCGGUUCAACCUGCAUGAGUGGGUGUUGGCCGGGUGGGGCUGUCCCAUCGGCGAGCUGUUCGAUCUUGAGCGCUUGGCCGCGCAUUGUCGGGAGACUGGGCGAUACGAAUUCUUCUUGGCGAGUGUGCCGUUGAAGGUUGUUGGGGGAGUGGCAACUCCGCCGAACUCGGUGGCUAUUUUCUGAUGCGAGGGGAAGGAUGGACAUGGGUUCCUUCUUUGGGCUACUGCUUGAACGCGCAACGUGAGUUCCAAGCGUCUAUUGUCAUGAUCGUGCAUGUGAAUAUUAGAUCUUAUGGAUAUAUGAAAGGAGUGCAAGGGAAUGCAG